GUGUAAUUUGGACUGAAAUGUAUUUUAAUCCGAACGAACUUGUUGAGCCAGGUAUAGGACUCUGUUCAGUCUGUGGAGAUAGGGCUGAUGGUUAUCACUAUGGUGUUCUUUCUUGUAGAGGAUGCAAUGCAUUUUUCCGUCGGGCAGUAGCUUUUAAUCUUCAAUUUCAUUGUCGACGUGAAGGGCAUUGCGAAAUUAACAAAAAUGCCCGAUGUGCUUGCCGGUAUUGUAGGCUACAAAAAUGUUGUGAUGUUGGAAUGGAUCGGUCUGCUGUCCAAAUUAGAAGAGAAGUAAAAGACUUGUUAGGCCUUACUACAAACUCUGCUAAAAGUAAUUCAGGUCCUCAAUCCUCCCUUAGUGCUGAUUCUUCAACCAUUUCACAACCAUCUAUCAGCCCUUUUCUCUCUGCUAAUGUUUUUGACAGUGCAAAAUCUCUUGAUUCGCCUCAACUAAAAUCUCGAUUUCUCGGUUCAAUGAGUUCUUCUUUGGCUAAUAGUCCACAAGUUGCCCACCCCCUCGAUCGCUUUGUUGAAUGGUAUUUCUGUCAACGUUAUAGACGCUCCUCAAUGCUUUGCUCAACUGUAGAACAAAUUCUGCUUUGUUCUCAACAAAGGGGGCAACAAUCAAAAAUGGCAACCGUUGAUGAUUUAUGUCAGGUCAAUAAAGUUCAGAUGGUUUUACUUUUUGAAUGGAUUGAACAGUUAGAUGAAUUUGAGACUUUGGCACAUUCACUUGACAAGAUUCGUUUAUUAAGAACUUUUGCUCCAAAAUAUCUUUUAUUAGAUAUUUUAAUUUAUACAUUAGAGCAAGGAUUUACUGAUUAUAUUUUAUUACCUAAUGGAAGUUAUAUACAUCGACAAAGUUUAUAUUGUGGAAAUCAACAAUCUAAUUAUGUUAAUUAUGAAAAUGGAGGGGCGGAAAUGAGAAAACUGAAAGCUGCAGAAAUGUAA
Meloidogyne enterolobii is the source of this 950-nucleotide messenger RNA. Lineage: Eukaryota; Metazoa; Nematoda; Chromadorea; Rhabditida; Meloidogynidae. The record is from the annotation of a GenBank genome assembly.